Molecule: messenger RNA, 10787 nt
Organism: Podarcis lilfordi (Lilford's wall lizard)
Lineage: Eukaryota; Metazoa; Chordata; Lepidosauria; Squamata; Lacertidae
Source: the annotation of a GenBank genome assembly
CCUCAGCUGCUUUUUAAUUGGGCGGCCUUCGGAGGGCCCUUGCCAGGACUACAUUUCCCAGUGUGCUUUGGGGCUUAGGCGAGCAGCUCCCGGACGUUGCCUCGCGAGUUCCUUUUUGCCGUAAAGGAAGAAGCGGACGGUUCCUGCGAGACCGGUGGGAUCCGUCGCUGCUGGGUUGGCUCGUCCGGGUAAGCGGCUUCCUUCCUACCUUCACCUUUUCCGACUUCGCCUCCUGGCCGCCUUGUCCUGGAAAGUGGGGGAGGCAGCCGGGGAGCAAGGAGAGCCUGACCUGUCGGUUUGGCGCUUGGGAAUCCUCUCCUUGCUCCUGCCGGGGAAAGCGAAAAGCCCCUUUUCCUAAUCCUUUCCUGCCGUUGGGGCGCGAUGAGGAGGCGAAGGGAAGCAAAAGCGCUUCCCCACGUGCAGAAUGCCCCGGUCGGGUCAUUAGGCGCGCGUGUUCACUUCUGCCUCCUCCGAGCAACGAUUUCACUGCGAGAGCAAAGCACCCGUGGCUGAACUGUUGUCAAUGAUGCCGCGGUACCCUGUCUUAAAAUAGAUCCGAGAAGUUCUAGUGUUGGACAUUAGCGUUCUGACAACCGGCCGAAUCAUCCGGGUUCGUUUCUGCAGUGCGGCAAAUACUUAUUGGCUGGUUUGGAUGGUUAGUUGCCGCUCUGGAGAGACCCUGGAUCUGCAUCUGAAAGUGCACACACGCGUGUACAGAAGCGAGCCUGAGGCGAAUCAAGGCAGGCAUAGGAUACAUACUGUUCUUGCUUGCCGCUAGGGGUGUAACCAGCGCAAUUCAGUGUAAAGAACGUUUCCCGCAUUCCCUAUAUGUGGUUUUGACAGCCUUGGCACAUGAAUCCAUGAAGGUUACUCGCUGCAACAAAAGUUUAGUGGCUCUUUGUUUAAAGUCUCUUUUGAAGGUUCAUAAGCAUGAAACAGUGUUGGUUGCUCUUGGGACCCCGUGGUAGUAGAAGCCCUCUCCAGGACCACUUCCUGCCUCCCUCUGAAUAAAGGACCCCUUCAGAGGGAGGCUUGGGCCCACACUACAUAGAAACCUGUUGCAUCAUUGCUAGCUCCUUCCUUACAGCUGCAAAUGCUAUUUAAACAGUGUUUAAAAGUGGUGCUGCUGCUCCAUGGGAAGCUCCUGAUAGUAGGGGGUUGCAGUGGUGGCGGUGGCAGCAGCCACAGACAGCCCUGCAAGCAGCAGAUGGGAGUGGAAUCUGCCACCUGAGCCAGACCUGUCCAUCAUAGCUGAUACCAUCUUGCUGCUGAAGAAGGGUCUGGGAAGGAGAAAAAUCACUUCUGAAAAAUAUCUUGCUGAACCUGAGUGAACAGCAUUCUGUCAACCAGCUGCUAAUUGGGGCCAAGUUGUUCAAGAGUGUGGUGGCAGGCCAGCUCUAAACAGUCCUGCAAGCUAGGUGUUGUUGUGUGUGUGUGUGUGUGUGUGUGUGUGUGCAUCAUCCUGUUCUCUCUUUUUGGUUCCAAGCUAGAUCCAGUUUAUUUGUAGAAGGAGGUAUCUGGAACCCUUUGAUUAUUGUACUGCUUUUUGCUGUUUUUAUGUUGUAUUUUUAAUUGUUUUAAGGCUGCAGUCCUGCACCUACUUACAGUACCUAGGAAUAAGCUUCAUUGAAAUCAGUGAGAUUAACUUCUGAAGAGAUGUACAGACUUGCAGAAAAGCAGGAUAAAAAGUAUUUAAAAAUAAAUUAUAUGAGGAAAGAACUGUUCUCACAUGGCUCAGGCAGUUCGUGGUAACAUUGUUUGGUAAUGCUGUGACUGAGCCAUGGAGCACUUGCAUUGUCUUGUGGGGCUCAAAGCUGAGAUAAACUUCCUGGGUGGUAUUCGUGAUUUAUGUUCAUUAAUUCCAGUGGGUCUGCUCUGAGUUGCACUUGGUUGACUGCUACACCUCUGCCUCCAGAGUCUGUACAAUUGGUAUAAUGAAAUUUUAGAGAAGGGGUGGGAAGCUUUUUUUCAAGCAACCCAUUGGUUGUCUCAUGAAAGUGGUUGGUGGACUCUAGGACACAAAAUGGGUGAAGCAGAGAAAUUAAGGUGACUCUUACCUUUGUAACAAUUGACGGCAUUCCAGCCAUACAUCAGAGUUUUCUGCAUACACCACAGACACAGAGGAAACUGCCUUCUACUGAGUUAGAUUCAUUGAUCCAUCUAGCUCAGUGUGGACUAGAGUGGCAGUGGCAUUCCAGAAAGGGGUCUGAACACACCUCUCCAUACACACAAGCAGUCAAGGAUGCGUUUUAGCCAACCAAAAGCACGGGGGGGGGGGGGCAAAGCAAAGCCAGCAAUAGUCAUCGCUGGGGAAGAGUCCCAAGGGCCAGGGAGAGAGUCCUGCCAAGCCACAUUGUUCUCCUGGGCCUGAGGUUCCCCACACCUGUCACAGGGAAAUAGCAAGGCAAAGAUGGAGAAGACUUUGCAUAGUGAAAAAUUAAACAGUGAAAGUCUGGAAGAGCUAUUGAAAUGUGUACAAGGUGACUUGCAAAUUGUGGAUCUAAUACGUUUUGACUAAUCUCCUGACAAACCACUGAUUCCCAAACAGUGACGGACUGAACUGCGCAGAUUUUCUUUAAACAUCACUGUGACGUGACAGCUGUUUUGUCUGCUAGCAUGGCCAUGGCAUCACGGAGGGCUGUGUUGUCGAGGACUGCAUGGGCGCGUUUGGCAGCUUUCACCAAGCAAGUUCUGUCUCCUAGUAAGUGUGCAUGGAUUCUCUUUUAACUCUAAUGGAGUGGGAUCUUGCUUUGCACACACAGAAGGUGGCUGCUGCUGCUGCUGCUGCCAUCACCAUGGAGCUAAGCAGCUUGUGGUUCUAGAUGGGAAAAGAGUUUGUGUCUCCACUCAAGAGGAGCAUGACUGAGCCAGCUCUGCUGCAGCAAAGGCAGUUCAGCAGCACUCCGGUAGUACAAGAAGAGAAGCUUCUUUCUUUUCCCAUUCAAGCCUUGUUGCCCAAGUCUGUGUCCAGGGAGCCUGGAGAAAUGUGCUGCUGGCUGACAGACAUGCAAGAAGGAAGACUAUAUGCCCAAUCACUCUGUUGGAGGGGAGGAGAAAUAACCGGGAAAACCUGCAAUGGCAUAGUAGCCUUACAUGCCAGGGGAUGGAAAAGUAGAGCCCUCCCCUUUAUUCCUGCCCAUCUCUCCCAGAGUAUUUGGCAUAGAGCUGCCUUCACCAACCUGGUGCCCUCCAGCUGGUGGCAGACUGCAACUCCCAUCAGUGCAAGCUGCAUAGCUGUACACUGCUGGUGCUGAUGGGAGUCGUAGUUCAGCAGCAUCAGGAGGGCGCCUGGUUAGGGAAUACUGUCAUAGAGUUUGGACCGUGUGCUGCUGCAGAAUGGCGUACACACCCAGCUUCCCAAAGGGUGUAUGUGUUUGCCCAGCCUUACCUAAUUUGGGUGGGUUCCAUCUUUUCUCCUCUCACUCCCCACCAUUUUUUAAUGGAGGCUGCUUCUAAAGUGACACCAGUUGGAGAACAGAGGCAGAGGAAGUGGCAAAGCAGCACUGGACUUUCUUUUCUUAUCCGCAACGUAUUGAGUGGCAACUCUGCCAUGUGGCGCCUGAAGCUGGGGAAGGGUCUCCCUUGCAUUGAACAGUCUGCAGGAGGGGCAGGGGGAGGGAAGAAUACUUGGCUAUCAAUCAAGAAAGGUAGGACAGAGCUGUGUAGCUCUUCUGUUAUACCAUAUGCCUCUAUCUAUCUAUCUAUCUAUCUAUCUAUCUAUAGGGUUAUGUGGUGUCAUACUGCUUUUUUUCAAAGCAGUCUGACACCUGUAAAUAUUGUGCAGUGCCAGUGAGGGACAUUGCUUGCGGAGAGGCUUUGAAAAGUGAGAUAACUUAACACAGACAUCCCCAAACUCAGCCCUCCAGAUGUUUGGGGACUACAACUCCCAUCAUCCCUAGCUAAGAGAACCAGUGGUCAAGGAUGAUGGGAAUUGUAGUCCCAAAACAUCUAGAGGGCUGAGUUUGGGGAUGCCUGACUUAACAUGUCUUCACAUUGAUUUAUGUUCCAAUCCCUAGUUUAGCACUGUGAGUUGUUACAAUGACCACUUUAUGCUCAGCAGUGUUCAAAGGAAACCCACAUUGUGCUGUUUUCUGUUUCCGGUGUUUUACUUGGCUCUUAUAUUUUCAGAUGCAUCUGUAUUUUGUGCUUGUCCCAAAUCUACAUAUUCAGCUCUUCCCGAUGACUAUAACUGGUAUGUAUUAAGCCAUUCAGAUUUAACUCAAAAGUUCAUUUCGCAAGUGUGUGAAAAGACACCAGGAUGUCAGUUGCUAUAUUAGAAGUAGCACAAUUGCCAGUCCACUCUUACUGCUAGAAUAAUUUAUGAAUUUUAGAAUCUCUUUUCAUUUCUCAUUAAAAUAAAACACCAUAUUUUAGUGGAGUUGGGCUUUUGUAGAGCUAUGAAGACUUGCUGAAAAUGUAUUAGACUCUGGAGAGAUGCUGCUGGCCAGAUUCUAGAAGAUUGAGGUAUAAGGUAUAUUGGUAUAAGGCAGCUUCCUAUGCACCGUUCCUAUGCACUGCUUUCAUAGUAAUCACUUUUGUCUUGCAUCAGGCUGAACAUCUCAUUAGGAUAUCAGCUUAGUUGGGCUUGCUGUCAAGGAACUUGGCUUCAACAGCCCUAGUUUAGGUGUUUAGUAUUGUUCUACCUUGCCCACAGAUUUUUUGAAUAUAAAUGAAGGUCUCUAUGCUCUUUGUCUAAUAAACUCACUAAUUUGGAUGUUUAUGAGUGUGGUCAGUGGCUCCAUAAAAAUGCUGCUGUGAGAGAAAAACUGAUAUUGAAGUCAGACAUUUCAUUAGGAUUGUUUGGACAACACGUACCGUUAGUGCAUAUUCUGGUUGCAAAGAACUGGGGAGGAAACCCAAACAGUGCUUACUCACUGUGGAAAGACUGAUGCCAAAGUGCAUGCCAAAGGUUACAUACUUCAAAGGACUAUACUACAGGAAAACAAGUGCUCUGCCUUACUGGACAGCUAAACAGCAUUUUUGGUCUAUUAGAACAACUUUAAAUCAUAUAAAUAAAUUUAGAUCAAUUUAAAUAUUGUAUAAAAAUAUUUUCUUGAGGUCUAGCCUCUAUUCUGGAUUUUUAAAAUUAUUAUUUCAUUUAAUUAUGCAAACCUUUUAGUUAAAACAAGAAGGAAAAAGCCUUGUCCAAUGUCAUCUCUUUCUUUUUUAGCAAAGUGGAACUUGCUGUGACAUCGGAUGGAAAAACUAUUGUUUGCUAUCACCCUUCAGUGGACAUUCCAUAUGAGCACACAAGAGUAUGUGAAUCUGCAAAAAAAUAUCUUCCUGAUUUUAUCAGGCGAACAUAGCUCAUCUUUGGGUACCCUUCCAGUUUUCUUCUUGGUGGUUAUCCUUUACCAUGAACGUGAUUUAAAAAUAGGCUUGUGCUCAAAACUUAAGCUUGGCACACUUAACAUAGCUUAAAUUUUCAGCUUGAUCACCAAGAAGUUCAGAUCUGUGGCAAUAUAUACAAGUUCAGCGGAACACCCUAGUCUUCAGCCCUUUUCAAGACUGCAUGCAUCAUUUCACCUUGCUGUUAUUUCCCAAAGUAAUCCAGAUAUCUAGAUUAUGUUCAUCUUUAAAUUCUGUUCCAUUAAGUGGAGCACUAUUUCAGUAGCUGUUCUCCCAGAGCCAGCAGAAAAGAGGCUGCAGUCUACAUUUCAUGGAUAAUUAGAAGCCAGAAAUGCACAAGUAGUAGUGAGAAUGAGCUAUUGCAAGUAGUUUAGUUCCAGCAGAAGUUGCUUGGAUCAAAAGAGGGGCAGGUUAUUCCCAUAUAAGGUUCAGAACAGUGGCAGGCAAAAAAGCUAGAGAAAAAUAGGACUGAUAAAUUUGUUUGGAGUGAAGAGUAUUCGCUUUUGUUCUGCAGCAUAAUGGCCAGGAUUCAGCAUGCUGUAAUCUUUGGAUGGGGUGGGGUUUUAAACGAUGUAUACAGCAAAAUGGCAAAUUACAUUCAGCCUAAAACUAGCAAUACCUGCACAUUUCAUAACUGUAAGGCAAUAAAUAUAUAUGUUUAUGGCUUUUCUUUGGGGGGGGUAUUUUUUUUAGUUUGUUAAUUGGGGCAGUUUUCUUUUGACAGCCCAUUCCACAACUAGAUCCACUGGAUUAUAGAGAAGAAACACAUGAUCAAAUCCUGAAAUCUAGAUUGGAUGGAAAGGACUUCAAGAACCAGCAAGGUCCUAUGAUUGAGGAACUUAGUAAAAUGUUUUACACAACAAAGCACCGCUGGUACCCUGUGGGACAGUAAGUAUUGUGUGGGAGGGUGACGAGUACUGCAGAACCUGGAUUGGGCUGGAUCCAGACUUUGCCUUCCACAGAUGGAAAGGCCCCUUCAUCCACAGAAGGGUUUUCCUGCUAGCAGAGGGGAGGAAGGCAACAUUUGUUGAUUCCCUCCUCCCCCAGCAGCCUCCAGUUCAUUCUUCCACGUUUUCAGAGGUUCCCUCAACCCUCCAGAAUAGUUGGGGCAAAGCUAUUUUGGGUAAGAUACCAGGAUUUUCAUCUGCUCUGAUUUUAGCUCCUACCUAAAUGGCUAUACCGAUAAUAAAGUACCUUAGAGAGAAAUAUAUAUCCAGAUACAUAUGAGAAGACUUGUGCUUAUCCAAUACCUAAGUGGGCUAGGAAACAUGGCGCUUGAAUUUCUGGAAUGGUUUGUUAUGUUGGGAAUUAUUGAUAAUAAUUUAACUCAUCUGGUCCUACCAGUAAGAUUUUUAUUUUAUUUUUUGUAUAAACAAUGUAAUUCAUGCAGGCAUGAAUACUGAUCCAGUUUUAUGUUUGGCAGUCAUCUAUAGCCCUACCAACAAGAAAACAAACUUGCUUUUUUAAAAAAAUGCAGGAAUUCCUUUAUUUUGUAUUUUUUAACAUACCUUUAUUUAUACUUAUUCAAAGAUAUAGAAAACUUCAUACCCAUUCGAAGUAUCACAAUGAACAGUAGAUGGGGAAAACAAGGCUUUCCUCUAAGAUAACAUGUCUAUAAAAGUCUACAGCAUAAAAGUUUACCACAUAAAAUAUAAGAUUACAAGCAUUAACAUAGCUGGAGCAGAGCUUCUUAGCUGCCAGAGCAAAUUUGGCUACCAGAUGAGUAUAUUGUAGAUAUUUAUCAGCUAUGAGUUCAACUGUCACUUCCUGGAGCGGAUCAGCCUGGGAACCGGUUAAGAAUAGACGAUAAAACAUUUCCAUUGGACUUUGUAUAUAAGGAGCAAAUCAAUAUAUAUCCUUGACCUGAUUACAUCCAUAAAUGUGUUUCCGUUCCAUAUGGGGUAUUCCUCUAAGUAUAUCGAGGGCAUCUGCUGGAACCUUAUUUUGACAAAAGGCCCCAAUAGUUUUUUCCACAACUAUUCAGGGUCUCAGGGUAAUGGGGCCUUGAAUAAAAAGGUAAAGGGACCCCUGACCAUUAGGUCCAGUCGUGACCGACUCUGGGGUUGCGGCGCUCAUCUCGCUUUAUUGGCCGAGGGAGCUGGCGUACAGCUUCCGGGUCAUGUGGCCAGCAUGACUAAGCCGCUUCUGGCAAAGCAGAGCAGCGCACGGAAACGCUGUUUACCUUCCUGCUGGAGCGGUACCUAUUUAUCUACUUGCACUUUGAGGUGCUUUCGAACUGCUAGGUUGGCAGGAGCAGGGACCGAGCAACGGGAGCUCACCCUGUCGCGGGGAUUCGAACCACCAACCUUCUGAUUGGCAAGUCCUAGGCUCUGUGGUUUAACCCACAGCGCCACCCGCAUCCCUGGGGCCUUGAAUAGUUGUCCUUAAUUUGAGGACACCAAAUAGACUCAUCUGAAACCUUGGAGAGCUGCCGCCAGUAAUUGUGGAUGUUACUGAGCUGGAUGGACCAGGUAGUAAACAGAUUUCCUAUUUUCCUGUGCUACACACAUCACCUAGAAUUGUGUGUCGCAGUCUCUGGCCAUAUAGUCCUGCAGUUCAGCCACUGUGGAUGUAGUUUAGCAUAGAAGCAGAUGUCUUGAUCAAGCUCUUUUCUAGCACAGCUAGCAAGAGAGACACAAUGUGAUGCUGUGCUGAGUAUAGGAUCGGACAUAGGACUCCUAGGGAACUUUCAUCCUUUGUCUGCUGCUGGAAGUUGGAUUUGCCCACGAACCAAAAAAGUACAGGGUAUUUUUGCACUACAGAAGACUUGAUUUUUAUUUUUAUUUUGUAUUGGGCAGACAAAUAUACAAGGUAUAAUAAAUGUAAUGUCAAAACACAAUGUCAACAUGACAAUCACUGGUCUCUUAAAACCGAGUAUUCAAAUGACUGAACGUAUGACAAAAUACAUUUUAAUGUGUUUCUUCUCUUUUUUUUCUUCAAGGUACCACACUAGACGCAAGAAAACCAAUACCCCUAAAGACAGAUGAAAACCAUGUUUGUCACCUUGUCGUUGCUGUCGGGGCAAGCGACUACUUAAGUGGAUGAGAUUGCUUUGAAAGUGUAUAUAUAUGUUAGGUUGUCAUUAAAGUACUUUUCUAACUCAAACUUGCUUUGUGCCUUCGCCCGUUCCUGUGUGCUGGUUUGCUGUGCAUAAUUUCAGAGCACAAGGACUGAACUAACAGAUCGCUGUUCCUACUAGGGCAGACCUUGGGAAACAAGGCCAAUGCUGCAGCUGAAAUGAGUGUUAAACAGGGGGUUGAAAUCCAAGGCAACUUUGUGAUGAGACUUGUGAUGAGCAGAGGGAGCCCAAAGAUCAAGAAGGAAAUGCAUAGCCAACAGAACUGGAUGCCUCAGACUUCUAGGAGACUGACACUAAAUAAGUGAAACAUGAUGACCACGAAGACUUACGUGAAGAAACAUUAAGCCUCCAGCGCCAGUCAUGAUGGCAAGUAAUGCCUGUGUGGAACAUUCAUGCUAUGCCUACUACUGGAAUUAACUAGCUCUAGUAAAGCUGUGUUCCAGAAAUAAUUUACUGAAUGUUAUUGAUUAGCAGUUUUCCCAGCUAAACAAUGUGGAUUGAAGAAUUUGGCCUACAUCCAAUGCUGUAGCUCUGCUCACGCAACAGAAUUUCCUCUCUUCCAGCCCCCUACAUGCACAGAAAUCAGCUCUGAAGGAGCAGGUGGGGGGGGGCUGGGGAGGAAACAGAGGUCCUGUUUUGCGAGCAGAACUUCACUCACACAGCAGUAAAAUACAACCCUUGAGACAGUUUUAUCUCUUAAGUCUUUGGACUCCCAGUUCGGCUUACAAAAAUAACUAGUUAUAAAAAAACCAGUGUGGAACUUCAGCUCUUUGCUUACUGAUUUAAAUAUUUUAUUAGUCAAAAAACUAUCAUUUACUAAGUGGUGUAAAGAGUAAAGCAGAAGAUUGUUCUUGCUCAUUGUGUAAUAGAAUACACAAUGAAAAAGGGAUUGAGGAGAGAAAGCAAUUUCAAGUAUCAAUUCUUAAUUAUCUAAUCUCAGCAGUACUUGACUGGACAGUUAAGUCCAGUCGCAAAUGACUCUGGGGUUGCGGCGCUCAUCUCGCUUUACAGGCUGAGGGAGCUGACGUUUGUCCGCAGACAGUUUUUCCGGGCCAUGUGGCCAGCAUGACUAAGCCACUUCUGGUGAAACCAGAGCAGCGCAUGGAAACGCCGUUUACCUUCCCACCGGAGCGCUACCUAUUUAUAUACUUGCACUUUGAUGUGCCUUCGAACUGCUAGGUUGGCAGGAGCUGGGACCGAACAACGGGAGCUCACCCCGUCGCGGGGAUUCGAACCGGGGACCUUCCGAUCAGCAAGCCCCAAGCCUCUGUGGUUUACACCACAGUGCCACUCGGGUCCCAGUCUUGACUACUAAUGGGAAAGUAAUUAUCAUGUUUUGCAAGAUAUUUGUUCAUAUGUUGUAGGCACGGAAUGCCCAGAUUUCCUGCAUAAUUGGAACGUUGCAUAAGAACAUGAAUGAUUUGGCUUGGAACAUCUUACAAGACUUAAAGGUAAAGGGACCCCUGACCAUUAGGUCCAGUCGCGGACGACUCUGGGGUUGCAGCAUUCAUCUCGCUUUAUUGGCCGAGGGAGCCGGUGUACAGCUUCCGGGUCAUGUGGCCAGCAUGACUAAACCGCUUCUGGCGAACCAGAGCAGCGCAUGGAAACACCAUUUACCUUCCCACUGGAGCAGUACCUAUUUAUCUACUUGCACUUUGACAUACUUUCAAACUGCUAGGUUGGCAGAAGCUGGGAGAGAGCAAUGGGAGCUCACCCCAUCCCAGGAAUUUGAACCGCCGACCUUUUGAUUGGCAAGCCCUAGGCUCUGUGGUUUAACCCACAGCGCCACCCAUGUCCCUAGACUUAAGUUUCCCCAAAGCAUCAACUCAGCUUAACGUUGGGGAAAUUAAAUGGAGCUCUCAGGUGCUCUUAUACCAUUUCUGCUUACACUUGUAGCCAUCUUCUUCAAAGUACGGGAACAGCAACUCCUCUGAUGGUACAGAUUAUGUCCCAGAGAGCCUCUUCACAGAAAGGUGUUGAAGACAUGAUCUAGAAAAAUAUCUCAAUCCAUUUCGGUGGGAUCUAUCUAGGGCAGCUGGAAACAUUACAAAUAUUUGGGGGGUGGGAAACGUAAGAGAAUUUAUACCAUUAAUCUGCACUGUCAAAGAGUCGGCUCUCACUGAUUAAAACCAGCAUGUCCCCUGCUGCCCAGGUGCCUACGGAGAUGGGAAGAAUUGAAGCAACAUUUGCUCCAAGCUCUGACUUUGGGUGGGUUGGAGAGGAAAGUCAUGUCCUCGGAAAGUAUUAAUCUUGGAAGCAGAAAACCAAGUGCAUAAAUGCAUGCAAAACUUGAGUUCCCCAAGUAUGUGAAAGGUAGACUAAGACUAAACUGUACCUCAUCACUUCAAUUAAAGUGGCA